AGGUUCAGCGUCGUCUCCAAAUUCGGAUUGAAGCACAAGGCAAGUACUUGCAGUCAAUCCUCGAGAAAGCUUGUAAAGCUCUGAAUGACCAGGCUGCUGCAACUGCUGGGCUUGAAGCAGCCAGAGAAGAGCUCUCAGAACUGGCGAUCAAGGUUUCAAAUGACUGUAAUGGGAUGGUCCCAGUUGAGACCCUAAAAAUGUCUUCUCUCUCCCAACUUGCCGUGUCUAUAGAAAACAAGAUUGCUUCUAAUCUGCCUGCUCGGUUCGGCAACUGCUCUGUUGACAGUUGCUUGACCUCAAAUGGAAGUCCCGUUUCUCCAAUGGGUAGUGUGGCUUCUCAGGCGGUGGCUGCACUGAAAAAGAGACCACGGCCCUUGUUUAGCAAUGGCGAUUCCAUCCCUUUGGAGUGGACGAACUGCUGAGAAAUAAACUUUUAAUUUUCUCUUUUCUUUGGUUUAUUGUUUUCAUCUAGUUGAUCUAAACGAGGAGUCGAGUCCGGUGUUUCCAACUGCAACAUCAGUGGUUUGUAUAUUCUCAAAGCUAUUUGUGUUUGGGGAAACCUUUUAAAGUCAAUUUCAAGUUGCAUCUCAUACAGCGGUGGACAUUUGAAAGCUCUUUCUUUAGUUUGCAAUGCAUUGAGGGUUAUAACGCAGAUUAAAGAUAGAUGUGAUCUUUGGUAAAUACAAUUAGGAUACCUUUUAACUUUCUGUGUUGAGCAAUUAAAUUGUCAGUUGACUUGGAAAAAAUGUCAUUAGCAGAAUAUUUGGCUUGUGAAUGUGUCCUUCGGUGGGUGUUUGUUUAUUUUGUCAAA
Camellia sinensis is the source of this 811-nucleotide messenger RNA. The record is from RefSeq and is a predicted model, not a curated record. Lineage: Eukaryota; Viridiplantae; Streptophyta; Magnoliopsida; Ericales; Theaceae.